This is a messenger RNA of Amblyraja radiata (thorny skate), 2203 nucleotides long. RefSeq names its product protein SSUH2 homolog. Lineage: Eukaryota; Metazoa; Chordata; Chondrichthyes; Rajiformes; Rajidae. The coding region runs from base 283 to 1404 and encodes 373 amino acids. The transcript has 12 exons. The record is from RefSeq and is a predicted model, not a curated record.
GGAUAGAGGGGAAUGUGAAUGGAGUUGGGGAGAGAGGGAUGGGUUGGAGACUCGGAACCUGGCACCCCUCACCUUUAUAUUUGCCUGUCUAUGUAACGGGGGCUCCGCGAUGCGUUCGUGUGCACUGCGGCGAGCACCUGGCCAAUGUUGUUUCUAACGGGGAGUCGAUCCCGGCGCGACCAUCACUCUGUGUUGCGCGGAACAGGAAGCGGGAGAGGCGUUGGUCAUGUAUGCGGGGCUGGACGGCUGGUUGCGAGGAGUUGACGUUCUGAGCUGUAAACAAUGGAGCCACAGCAAACACAACCGUACUAUGGAGCAUCUGGAGAUCUUCCAAUGGUUUCUGUGGGUCAAACUGUACCACCGGCAAACAUGCUGGAUAAACUGGCUGGCUACGAAUCUAUAGACGCAGGUGGAGAGGAAAGAUAUCUACCUCCCCCGGUUCAACCACCAUACAACGCAGAGGGUGGCCAACCACAGCCUAACCAGCAAUGGAGCAUCCCUUCCAUCAGUGAGGAUGCAGCGAGACGAGCAUUGAUCAAGUACGCAGCCGAACAUGUCACCUACAGCAAACGUCCUGCUGAGGAAAUGGUCUUCAAGGAGCUAAUACCCUACAACAUGUAUCGGUAUCGCCUUCAGAGCUUCACCGAGUCCCGGUCACCUGAAUGGAAAAGUGAACCUUAUUAUGGUCAGACGAUCGAGAGCUCUGGCUUUGGUGCCCCUCCCCCACCUUGGGAAGUGCCAGUAGAUGUUCCGGAAAUGUUUGAGAAAAAUAAGAAAAAGGUCCAGGUGCCUAAUACUGCAUCUGUCAAGGGGUGCCACAGAUGUAUGGCAAUGGGUAAAAUCCCUUGUGAUAAAUGCCUUCAAACAGGGAGGGUGAAAUGCAUGAUGUGUGAUGGGAAAGGAUCUCUGUUUGGCGAUGACAGCAGAUGCAAUCAUUGUAUGGGUAAUGGGAUAGAAAGUUGUAAAUCGUGCAGUGGAUAUGGGCAGCAGAAGUGCAAUGUGUGUCAAGGCAAAUGUCAAUUGUUUUUCUACAUUCAGUUGACAGUAAAAUGGGAAAACAACAAAUUUGAACAGGUUAUUGAUCAACAGUGUGAUUUUCCCAUUCAGAAACUUAAUAAAGUUACUGGGAAAGAGCUCUUCAGUGAUCAACAUUUUCAGGUGUACCCUAUCAUGGGCUUCCCAGAAUCCAGGAUUAACCAGGUCUCCCAGCAUGGGCUCCAGGAGCAUUGGACUCAGUUUGGGAAAACCUCUCGUAUAAUUCAACAGCGCCAUACAGUUGAGCUCAUCCCAGUCACCAAAGUGCAUUUCCAGUGGAAAAACAAAGAGAACAGCUACUUUGUGUUUGGCACCGAAAGUAAAGUGCAUGCUCCGGAGUAUCCUGGCAAGAAAUGCACCAUAAUGUGAAGUCAUUCAUCUGAGAGUCCUCCAGAUGCAAAAACACUGCAAUUGAAAUUAGAUUUGAAAUAAAAGCGAAUGUUGUUGGAAGUACUAGGCAGGGCCGGCCUUAAGACGAUUGGACCGAUUGCUCCCAAUUGGGCCCCGCACCUCCUAAGGCCAGCCCUGGUACUAGGCACGGUUGGCAAAGAGAUUGGCCUCUAUUAAGGAAUUACAUUUUUCCUCUUUUCCAGCAAUCUUUCAUUAUUUCACACAACAUGUAAUUUCAGCAAUUGAAUAUGUAGAAAUUGAAACAAAAAAUAUGGCAGAGAUAGAUAGAUUCUUGAUUCUUAGUAGGGGUGUCAGGUGUUGUGGGGAGAAGGCAGGAGAAUGGGAUUAGGAAGGAGAGGUAGAUCAGCCAUGAUUGAAUUGUGGAGCAGACUUGAUGGCCUGAAUGGCCUAAUUCAGCUCCUAUCACAUGACCUUAUAAUAAACUAUGUACUGAUGGAGGCAGACAAAAAGCAUACGUUUAGGCGUCAGCUAAAAUAUGUCAUGGGAAUAAGACAAAUAAUCAAACUAACUUAUUUUGAACCAUGUAAACAGCUUUUAAUUUUUAUUGACGUGGGUUAUUCUGUAAUUUUGUUUCCAAUCAAUUGUAUGCCUUAUUAGCUUUAUUUUCAAUAUUCCUUAACCUCACUCUAAAUGCAUGUAGUUCUAUGAUUAAUAGUACAAUCUCUGUAUAAAUGUUCUUCAUUAUUGUUUUUAGUUAUUCAAUGAGCAAGUACCUUUUUUGAUACUAAUCAAUAAAACAUUUUUUUUUCAUUCUGAA